CUGGGCUGAAGUCCUGUCCCGCCUGCCUGGAGCGAAGCGAGGCUGGGGGCGCCUGUGUGCUACCUGCCGAGCCCAGGCACGGGGGGACCGAGCGCUACCUCCCGGGCUGGCCGCUCCCGCUGAGCCUCGCCAGGGCCCUGUGAGGCGGCUGCGGGCGCUGCUGGGAGCCGAGCCCGGGAGCCGGGAUGUCGGCGCGGUGCUGCGCGGGCCAGUUGGCCUGUUGCUGUGGUACUGCUGCCUGCUCCCUGUGCUGCAGAUGCUGCCCCAAAAUAAAGCAAUCUACAAGCACCCGCUUCAUGUAUGCACUUUACUUCAUACUGGUAACAGUCAUCUGCUGUAUCAUGAUGUCAAGAACAGUAGCUACUGAAAUGAAAGAGCGCAUUCCUUUUUAUGAGCACAUCUGCAAAGGUAUUCAAGCAGGUGAAACGUGUGAGAAGCUAGUGGGUUACUCUGCAGUGUAUAGGGUCUCUUUUGGAAUGGCAUCUUUCUUCUUUAUCUUCUUCUUACUCACCAUCAAAGUUAACAACAGCAAAAGCUGCCGAGCAUACAUUCACAAUGGGUUCUGGUUCAUUAAGCUUCUAGUUUUGGCAGCCAUGUGCUCAGGAGCUUUCUUCAUUCCAGAUCAAGACACCUUCCUUAAUGCCUGGCGCUAUGUAGGUGUUGCAGGAGGAAUCCUUUUUAUAGUCAUUCAGCUUAUCCUGCUUGUGGAGUUUGCACACAAAUGGAAUAAAAACUGGACAGCAGGCAUAACACAUAAUAAACUGUGGUAUGGCUUACUAGCUCUGGGCAUUCUCAUCUUGUACUCCGUUGCUGUGGGAGCCCUGAUUUUGAUGGCUGUCUUUUACACACGCUCUGAGGGCUGUACAUACAACAAGAUCCUGCUUGGUGUAAAUGGUGGCUUAUGCAUUCUUAUUUCAUUGGUAGCCAUCUCACCCUGUGUCCAAAGUCGUAAGCCACACUCUGGUUUGUUGCAGUCAGGAGUUAUCAGCUGCUAUGUCAUGUAUCUCACCUUCUCAUCUCUGUCAAGCAAACCACCAGAAACUAUCCUGGAUGAGAACCAUAAGAACAUUACAAUCUGCGUACCUGACUUUAGUCAGGGCUUGCACAGAGAUGAGAACCUGGUUACUGGAUUGGGCACUGCCCUUCUGUUUUGUUGCAUUUUAUAUUCUUGUUUGACCUCAACAACUCGUGCAAGCUCUGAAGCACUGAGAGGAAUAUAUGCAACGCCUGAAACUGAAGUAGCUCGUUGCUGCUUUUGCUGUGCACCCGAUGGAGAUGCUGACACCGAAGAGCAUGUUGAAGAAAGCGGCGGUCAGACUGUAAUUUAUGAUGAAAAGAGAGGCACGGUAUACAGCUAUGCCUACUUCCACUUCGUUUUCUUCUUGGCUUCUCUCUAUGUGAUGAUGACAGUAACUCACUGGUUCCAUUAUGAAGGUGCUGAGAUUGAAAAGUUCUUCAGUGGAACCUGGUCCACCUUCUGGAUUAAGAUGGUGUCAUGUUGGGUGUGUGUCCUACUUUACCUAUGGACUCUUGUAGCACCUCUCUGCUGUCCAACCCGAGAAUUCUCAGUGUGAGAAUUCACAAGCGCUAUUCUGUUACAAAUACAUCAGUCACUUUGUGAUGGAGAAGUAAGUCUAUCAUCACGUGUCUUAACAUGCUGGUUAGUUACCUCUUGUCAGAGGAAACCAUAGAUCUGAAGACUUCCUCUUUUUUUUAACCUUUUUUUAACUAUCUGAACAAAAAUGGAGCUCCAAGGGACAAAUCUAUUCAAAGACAGUGCUGCAACACUGAUGCAGAAGGGUGGGGAAAAUAUGGGUAAUGUUACAUAAACUGGAAUAAAUAAAGUUGUAGAAUAACUGACAAUCUGAUUUUAUUGGCAAUAAGAGCAAAACCAAACAUAGUGCAAAGUGUAUCUUUUCCUCCUGUGGAAUAUCAGAUACCUUGUAACAAAAAGAAAUGUAUUUGUUUUUAUACUUUUCAUUACUGAUGCCAUUUACAGUGAUGAUGAUGAUUCAAAUUCAAACUAUCCUUUUAUACCGCACACAAGUCUUGAUACCUGUCUCCAGAUAACUUUCUCCACAAAUGCACCUAAAGUACUACUUGAGUAGUAGAAAACGAGUAAGCGUUUGACUGGAGUGGGAGCUGGGCAAUGUAUCUGCUCAAAGGUUUCUACAUAUAUUAAAUUACUCAAUAUAUUAAGUUAUUACAAAUAUGGAAUGAUAGAGAAAUGUACCAAUGGCAAUAGAAAUAUUUAUUAUGUAAACUGAAAGGCACCUUUUAAGUACAAUUGAUCAUAUAUGAAGUGCUAGGACACAUAUACCUGAAAUAUUCAGAGAUGCUAAAUAUUGUAAAAGGAAAUGCUGUUAAUAUAUAAUCUGUCUUUUAAAUUCAAAUUUCUACAGCUGCUAAACAGUUGUGUAAUUCAGAACAGAUCCAAUUAUCAGCGAAAUGUGAAUGCUGCAUGUGUAGUUUAAACUAUCCUAAUGGAAAUCCUGAGGGAUUUGUUUUGCAAGUGGUAACUGAGUGCAAACUGCCCAGUCCGUACAGGGAUAUUAUGCAGGGUACAUUCUUUAUUAAAGAAAAAUCACAAUGUGUGCCACACCAACAAAGGAGAUUCUUAACAAAUACAGGGAAACAUUGCUCAGUGUCUUUAACCUUAAAAGUGAGUGCUGAGCAUUAUUUUUGUCCUCAACAUUUUUACCCACAUUUAGAGGUUUCCCUCAGACUUCAACCUCAAAUUUUCCCUUCUAAUAUCCUAAUACUUUAAAGCUGGGAUAUGGCCAGGAAAGGAACUAUGUACAAUGGCAUCACUUUAUUCAAUGUGUCAGCUUCUUGGGUAUUUAGAGUUGUGCACUUUCGGGGGGGAAAAUAUUUUUCUACUUCUUUACUCCAGCUAGCUAUAAUAGCACAGCAGUGCUUUGAGUGUGAGAGCGAAAUUCUGUUCUGGUGACACAUCAACAACAGAUUGGCCAGUUAACGUCCAUGUGGAAAAUCUUCCCAGCAAGUUAAAUUAUUUUUUUAAUAUGAAUGGAAUAAACAUGGUCAGGAGACUACUGAGCCAAUAAACAUGAACCCUUCAUUGCCAUGAUUAGUAAGUUUUCCUGGUUAGAACUACUCUUUAAAUAUAUCAGUUAUUUGGUAGGUAAAUAAAAAGAAAACUAAUAUGAAUCCUUCUGAAUUUCAGUAGAUUUGAAACUAACCAGUUUGUCAAAUUAAAAUAAAACAAAGAAAAAGAGAAAACUAUCCACUUUGAUAUGCUGUCUGUUGAACUACAAAAAGUUAAGUAUCAGAGGGGUAGCCGUGUUAGUCUGGAUCUGUA
Molecule: messenger RNA, 3319 nt
Organism: Mauremys mutica (yellowpond turtle)
Lineage: Eukaryota; Metazoa; Chordata; Testudines; Geoemydidae
Gene: SERINC5
Product: serine incorporator 5
Exons: 12
Coding region: 186-1574 (462 amino acids)
Cellular component (GO): membrane
Source: RefSeq, a predicted model, not a curated record